Leptidea sinapis is the source of this 5050-nucleotide messenger RNA. RefSeq lists its product as uncharacterized. NCBI's taxonomy places the organism in Eukaryota, Metazoa, Arthropoda, Insecta, Lepidoptera, Pieridae. The record is from RefSeq and is a predicted model, not a curated record. The transcript has 11 exons. The coding region runs from base 301 to 2208 and encodes 635 amino acids.
CUACCGAUUCAGCUUAGUAUAUCGCCCGUGCGAUAGUGUGCCGCAUGCUCUUAACUUAUUUCCCCGCGAUGACCUCCUUACAAUCGUAACCCACGGUUUUGUGUGUCGGCUACUUUUUGCGGAUGUUCACCGGACGAAGAUGAGACGACAACUUAAUAGCACGUCCGGAUAUCAAGUGUUACGACUUUCAAAUUUUUAAAAUCAUUCAAUGGAAAAUGGACAUGAAGACGUGUUCAACUAUAUGUAACAAACAUUGUGAAUGUUAAUAUUUAGGUGACCGUUACUAGUAAUGCUUUGACAAUGGCAACAAAAAAUCCAAAUACUAACUUGACGUGUGGAGUUAGAAGAUUGAGACAAAGCCAAAGAUGGCUCAACAAUGGACAUACAAGUGUUAUUUUAGUUCUAGUAAUAAGUGUGAGUUUAGUCAAUUGUAAUAUUAAUAGAACAGAUGAUGAAGUUAACAGAAUAAACAGCGAAAUACCUAAGAGACUACAGUUAGUAGAAGCAAUAUCAGGCAGAGGAUUUAUUGGUAAUCUUUACGAAAAUGGAACAUUCAGGACUGGAAAUAAUUUAUGGGACAACAUUUUGAAUAAGUGCACCUUAAAGCCCUCAGUGUCUUGUUUACAAAAAAACUUUUAUUCGUAUUUAGAUGAAAGUUUAGAUUUUAGUGAUGACGUAAAUGUGACAAGUGCUGUGUGUUUUAAAAAGAAUAAUGUUGAUAUGAAGAAAUAUAGCAAAGAAGCCAACAUAAUCUACCUCACUGGAAGUAAAGAUAAGGAUAAUGAUAGAGCUUUCGACGCAGAAAAUGAAAUUGAAGAUGAUGAGGAAUCUGAAACACCCCUAGAAGAAGUAACUGAUGCUCUAUACAAAAAAGGCGUCAAUUUCCUGAUGACACAUGACAUGAAGGUAACUCUUCCUGAGGUUAUGUUCCAUGGAGCCUCGUUGAAGAUCUCACCCAGAGCUCUCACAAAGUCGGGUGCUCUAAUCCACGUGGAUCUUGAAUCAAAGGAAACUCAGAGUGUUGGGAGAUUCUUUCAUAAAAUAAAGAAAUAUAUCAAGAAAAAGCUUGUGAUGGCGGCAUUGGCUAUUAUCCUAGUGGUGAAACUGAUAGCAUUGAAACUUAUAUUUGUGCUGCCAGUAAUUCUGGGUGUCACCACAGCUAAGAAAAUGUUCUUGAAGUUGCUUCUGUUUAUAUUCCCCGCGUUGAGUCAUAUCUUCAAGCUAUGCUCGUGGUAUCACCAGAAUUAUCAUACGACGAAAUUCCACCACCAUCAUCAUUUGAUAACUCAUCAUCACAAGCCGACUCAUUAUCAUCAUCCACCACCUCCGGUGUACGGCCCUCCCCAUGGGGCUGUUAUCGUGAAACCCCAUGUGGAAUCCCAUGGACCGUCGUUUGAACACUAUCCUCAAGAUUGGGAGCUUUCUGGUCCGGGACUGGGAAAUGAAUACCUGUCGGAUAUAAACAGAAAUGCAAUCGCCAACUUUAAGCCUCACGCAAAUGACGCCAACGAUAUCAACUCAUGGGGUCUUGGACUACCUCCAGGACCCGGACCACUCAAUGUCGGGGAGUACCCAGCCAGCAGUAACGUGGCGUCAGUAACAGCUUCACCUGCAUCUCCAAACAUAAUCUCCAAUAAUGCUGGAAGACCGAUGGGACCUGUUCAACAAAACCCGUAUUACAGAAACAAGAAGACGACAGUAAGAGAUCCCUCACUAGCAGAGAAAGAAGCCUUGAUUCGAGCCGCGGCCCUCGCAGCCAACGCUCCACCUUCGCCAGUAAGGGACGAACUUCUGAGAGUAUCCGCUGCCAGACUCACAGAGAACAACCGAGUGAGGACUGAAACCGAGCUUGUCAGGCAGCAGCAGGAAAUACUGGCAGCACAGGAUCCGGAUACGAUAGCUGCAGAAAAAUUCUAUGGAUCCCUGCUGGACAAAGUAGAUACUAUAUUAAAUCCUUUGGGAGCAAUCGAGAGCGGAUGUAAGGAACGAGCCAUUUGUUCCUUGUACAGGGACCCUUUCAACCAUGCGCCAUACAGCAAUCUAGUCUCUAAUGAACUUAGCAAGGAUUCCAGUGAACUCCUACCACCAGCUGACAGCAAGAUGGCUCUCAACUACUAUAGAUAUGUUCAAGCGGCUCGCGACGGCCAGGAACAGAAAGACUGUCUCUCUUUAUACCCCAACUGUAACAUAGACUAUAAUAAGAAAUAACGCCUUUGAAUCUAGAUUGGUUAGUUCGAAUUGUGCUAUAGGUAUACCACAAUAACAAUAAUUGGAACAUAAGUCAUGAGUAAGCGGUAAUUUAGAAGUGUCGCUAAUGUUCCAAAAGUCAUUCUAAAACUUCCAUUUUGUUUCUAAAAUAAAGAACUAACAAACUGUUAUUUGUCUCCUUCCCUCUUGUGCAUUUACCAGAUCAUGUCUCGCACUCUCGCAUUUCGAAUCGGUUACUGCAGAGCUCUGGAACAUUCGCGUGGCCAUUUUAGAAAUUCUCGAUUACGUUUAUUACAGGGAGCGCUCUCCAAGGUACCUUAGCUUGCUGUAACUACUGAUUUCCAUGCUGUUUUGUAAUAGCCUAAAAACAUGGUUGGAUUUGGUACGGCUGGACCAUUGGAAAAUCCGGUGGGAGCCUCGCACCAAAUGCGAUCAUGUGUUUAGUCUUCAUCAGUUUGACAAUUCCUAAAGCUGUAAGAAUGGGAAGUGCUUUUUGUUAUUAGUAAAAUUUUGUUAUUUAUUUAAGUUAAUUAAAAUUAUAAUGCAUUUAUUUAAAUUAUUGUAGCACUAAGUUAUUUAUUUGGUAGCGGUAUGGUCAUUGUUUAUAUUGGAUAAUAAUUAGAAGACUUAUAAAAACUUAGAUACAAUACAAUAACAGUAUUUUAAUAAGGUGAAUCUUUGUUUAUAAAUUAUAUAUUAUUAUCUAUAAUAAUGUCUAUUACACGAAAUGAUUUUAGUCAAUGUUCAAGGACAAAAUACAAUCGCUCGAUAAAAUAUCAUAUGAUGGACUACGUUACUUUUAAUACGUUGUUUCAAAAUUGCAAGACGUUUUUUCUUUUUUUUUUUAACCAAAUUUAACGUAUGAGUAAUUUGUCACAUCACUUUUCAUGAUUGGAUAUAUAUUUUGUAAAAUGUUAAAGCGGUAAAUCAUUUUUUUUUAAUUACUGUCAUCGGUCGUCGAUAAAUUUUCAAAGUUUGAACGAAAUCUGGCCGUUUAAAGUGGGUCAAAAUCGCUCCCAAAUGUGUCGGUUACAAACAAACAUUCAUAUAGGUGAAGCUAAUAAAAAGCAUUUAAAGAAGAUAGAUUAAAUAAUAAUGUAUCUUACAUUAAUUAAUUAGCUUACUGUAAACAUUGAAAAAGCCAGUCCUGGUUAUUAGGACAUUGGGUGUUUUAAUGUUGGCAAAAUGCUAACAAUUUUAUCUACACCCAUGCUUAAAAUCCUCUAUUUAAGAUUCUGAUACAGUUAGCUUAUUGCCAACAUUGAAACACCCAAUGUCCUAAUAACCAUUACAUCAUCCAAACGAGUGUUGUAAUGUUGUACUGAAUUUCAUAACAACACUCCUUUGGUUUUUUUUCGAUCCCUUCAUGCGCAGAGUUUCAACAGACAGCCACAUUCUUAUUGCUUGAUGCGUGGUAUCUGUAUGAAUUUCAAAAAAAGAACAUUUUCGUUUACGCGCGUUCCACACUACCAGAACAUCGCACGCCGUAAAAAAAAAAAGUAGGUGAUUCGAAUCACCGCCAUUUUUUUUUCGAUAUUUUUAUUGUUUUGUACAACCUUGUUAUUGUGUGAUACUGCACACCGCCAGUUAUUUUAAACGCUGCAAAAGAACAUAGUAUUCAAGUGAACUUUAAUAAUUGCACUACACAAAAUGUUAAUUAGUACUGAAAUAAAUAAUUCUUUCAUUAAUACUUAAUUUAUUUGUAUAUAAUCAGUAAUGGAUGAUAUUAGGUUACUACUGGGACUGGCUGUUUUAAUGUAAGCAAUAAACUGUUUCAGAAUAUUUUAGAGGAUUCAUAUUCUGGGUGUAGAUAAAGUCUUGUAUGCAACUGUUGAUAAUGAGGUAUUAAAACACUCAUGUGAUACUAUUAUCAUAAACACACAUUCGUGUUUUAUUACCCCUUAUUACACAACAUUUGCAUAAAUAACUAUUAGAAUCUUUAAUAGAGGAUUUACUGCAUAGGUGUAGAUAAAAAAUAUUACGGUUUUGAACUAUAUCAGUUACUAACAACGGGGUUUUUAACUUUAUUUUGGUACUUUUGAGUUUUCAGAUAUUUUAACGUUGUUUCAAAGGUUUUGAUCACGUGGUGACUGAAACCAUUGUUCUAAUCAUUAAUCACAAUAUAGAGUAAGCAUUUGUAAGUCAAGUCAAUAGGGCCGUAGGUAUUUAUUAUUUAGAUUAUAAUAAAGGGCUCAAAUUAUUUAUUAACUUCCGAUAUUUAUUAUAUUAUAUUUUUGUUUAACUAUUUGUUUAGGUAGUAUGUAAAAUAUACAUGAUAUUAUGUAAAAUAUUAUAAGUAUAAGCCUCUGAGGACUAUGUUAUGACAGACUGAAGAACUCUUGCACAGUUUGCGGCCUUCUCAAAUUAGCCAGUGGGAGGAUCCCUUGCACAGGAUUCCGGCUAGAAUAUGAGUAUCACAACGGCGUGAAGCAGUUAUGUGUAAGCAUUACUGUGUUUCGGUUUGAAGGGCGCAGUAGCUAGUGAAAUUACCCGGCAAUAAUUAAUAAUUACUAUUCAACAGUCAACGUUUAAAUAAAACACUUCUUAAUGGAUUAAAACGCGUAUAUUUUAACAUUAGAUUUUGCGUAAAAGUUACAUUUUUAUUAUUAUUUUAGGUAACUCGACGUUUCCUGAUCUUUCCAGAGCAUUUUCAGGGGCCAUGACAACGUGCUCUGAAAAGGUCACGUAACGUCGUGCAUAAAAAGUGUUAUUUUUAUCACUCGCGUUAAUUUCAGAAAAUACUAUGUGCAUCAGUCAAAGGUUUAUCAAUCCGAAAUAUAUUGCAUUGUUAUAAAUUUCUAUGUUUUUAUUGUUUUAAUAAGUAAUAAAUAACUAAAUAUAG